Larimichthys crocea (large yellow croaker) is the source of this 2046-nucleotide messenger RNA. RefSeq names its product melatonin receptor 1A a (gene mtnr1aa). The transcript has 2 exons. Gene Ontology annotation, biological process: G protein-coupled receptor signaling pathway. The coding region runs from base 319 to 1371 and encodes 350 amino acids. Gene Ontology annotation, molecular function: melatonin receptor activity. Lineage: Eukaryota; Metazoa; Chordata; Actinopteri; Sciaenidae. The record is from RefSeq and is a predicted model, not a curated record. Gene Ontology annotation, cellular component: plasma membrane.
UGCAUCACAUGCUGCGGCUUCAUGUCACACAUGCGUACCGACAAAGUGAAUGGCACACGGGCGCAUAAGUGACACCAGAGGAAACCAGAGGAAGGAGAAGACAACCAGAGCUGAUUCGAGACAGCUGGAGAAAGUCCACGAAGGGGGGAAGAAGAAGAAGAAGAAGAAGGAGAAGAAGGAGAGAAGAUGAAGAUGAAAGGCACGGGAGGCUGUAGUAUCCCAACACCGGCGCCUCCGAGAUCCAGGCUUUAAGGACGCACUGGGAGUCACGGCACGUUGAAAUUUGGGUCCGUCGUGAAAGUUCAGCGACUGUAUACAAUGGUUAUAAAUGGGUCUCACCUGAACAGCUCCUCGCCGGACCCCACUGACACCGUCCUGAACCGCCCGCCGUGGGUUACCACAACUUUGGGGUGCUUCCUCAUCUUCACUAUAGUUGUUGACAUCCUGGGCAACCUUUUGGUCAUCUUCUCCGUGUAUCGGAACAAGAAGCUGAGGAACGCAGGGAACAUCUUUGUGGUAAGCCUGGCUGUGGCAGACCUUGUUGUGGCCAUCUACCCGUACCCUCUGGUCCUCACGUCCAUCUUCCACAAUGGCUGGAACCUGGGUUAUGCUCACUGCCAGAUCAGCGGCUUCCUCAUGGGUGUCAGCGUCAUCGGCUCCAUCUUCAACAUCACCGGCAUAGCCAUCAACAGAUACUGUUAUAUCUGUCACAGCCUCAAGUAUGAUAAACUAUACAGUGACAAAAACUCUGUCUGCUAUGUGAUGCUUAUCUGGGCACUGACUGUGGUGGCCAUCGUGCCUAACCUGUUUGUGGGUUCACUUCAGUAUGACCCACGAGUCUAUUCCUGCACAUUUGAACAGUCAGCCAGCUCAGCGUACACUAUCGCAGUGGUUUUCUUUCACUUUAUUCUACCAAUUAUGAUUGUCACCUACUGCUACCUGCGCAUUUGGAUACUGGUCAUACAGGUGAGGAGACGAGUGAAGCCAGACAAUCGUCCCAAGCUAACGCCACAUGACGUUAGAAACUUUGUCACCAUGUUUGUGGUGUUUGUGCUCUUUGCUGUUUGCUGGGCACCGCUCAACUUCAUUGGUCUGGCUGUAGCGAUCAAACCAGAGGUGGUGGUUCCCCUCAUCCCAGAGUGGUUAUUUGUGGCCAGCUACUUCAUGGCCUACUUCAACAGCUGCCUUAAUGCCAUUGUGUAUGGUGUGCUGAACCAGAACUUCCGGCGUGAAUACAAGCGCAUUGUAGUGUCAGUGUGCACGGCACGCAUCUUCUUCCAGGACAGCUCCAACGAUGCAGGGGAGAGGCUCAAGAGUAAACCGUCACCACUCAUGACCAACAAUAACCAGGUUAAGGUGGACUCUGUCUGAACCAGAACUCAGAGGAAUAGAGAAUGGACAUGAACGGAUAUGCUGUGACCGAGAGUUAAAAAACAAGAAAAAGGAAAAAAGAGCUGAGUCAGAAAAAUACCAAAUAUAAAUAUUAAAACAGCUUCUAUUCUCAGACCUGUCCACAGACUGUCAUAUGGUGCUAUCUUACCUCUGAACAAUCACAGUAAAACCAGGGGUGCAUAUUAUCUUUGUCUUUUAUCAUGCACUUUUGUUUGACUCUGCAGUACUUGUAGUACAGUAAAUAUAUGAUGUCUGUUUUGUUUUCAUGUUUACAGUGAUUAUAUAAAUGUAUCAUGCAUUAUAUAGGUAAAGUAUUUAUUUUGUAUGAAAUGUCAUGUAGUUAUAUAGUAAGAAAUAUCAGGUUCCAGUUAAAUGAAGACAAAAUUUUAUCAGGCCAAUAAAAAAUUUCUACAAAACUCGGGUUUAAAGUAUAACCAGAAGUUUAUAAAUGAAGUCUAAAUUAAUUUUAAUAGCCUCAUUUGUGACACUGUAACACUAAUUGAGUGCAAGCAACGUGGGAUGCUGCUGUCUUAUUAUAUCCUGCAAUACAUUAAGUGGAAUAUAUAUUUUAGUCUCUCUCUCUCUCUCUCUCUCUUUCUCUCUCUCUCGCUGUCUCUCUCUCGCUGUCUCACAUUGUGAGCUCAUUAUACUGUA